This is a messenger RNA of Yamadazyma jaroonii, 543 nucleotides long. NCBI's taxonomy places the organism in Eukaryota, Fungi, Ascomycota, Pichiomycetes, Serinales, Debaryomycetaceae. The record is from the annotation of a GenBank genome assembly.
AUGAGACCUUUAACAGAAGAAGAGACUAAAGUAGUCUUUGAAAAACUUGCUACUUAUAUCGGAAGAAACAUCUCCUUCUUGAUUGAUAAUGAUAUCCCUCAUGUGUUCAGAUUACAAAAAGAUAGAGUUUAUUAUGUAUCAGAAACCAUAGCAAAUUUUGCAACUUCAGUAUCAAGAAAACAAUUAAUGUCAUUAGGUACUUGUUUUGGUAAAUUUACCAAGACUGGUAAGUUCAGAUUACAUAUUACUGCUUUACCAUACUUAUCACAAUAUGCUAAAUUCAAAGUUUGGAUCAAAGCUAAUGGGGAAAUGCCAUUCCUUUAUGGUAAUCAUAUCUUAAAAGCUCAUAUUGGUAGAAUGUCCGAAGAUAUACCUGAACAUGCUGGAGUUAUAGUUUAUUCAAUGAGUGAUAUUCCUUUAGGUUUUGGGGUUAGUGCCAAAUCAACAAAUGAAACAAAAAAUUUACAACCUACAAGUAUUGUAGCUUUUAGACAAGGUGAUAUUGGUGAAUAUUUAAGGGAAGAAGAUACUUUAUUUACAUAG